GUGAAUACUGCUGCUGGUGCUCUUAGCAACGGUGCCUCGGCAACAGAGCCACGGCAACKGAGCACCACGACAACGGAGUGCUGUGUCUCCCCUUAUGGAGCUUCCAUUGGGCGGGCCGGCGCUGAGGCACUACACCCGCAGCAGACCUAGACCACACCGACAAAAUCAACACCUCCGCCCCAGCAGACCAAAGGAAUCGGUGGUUGACAAUGAAAAUGGAGUCCCUGAUCACAUGGGGCGAGUUGAUGAGGGAGUUGAGGAGUUCUUUACUAAGCGAGUCCUUCCUGUCGACACCGUGAAAACACUGAAUGAGUCUGAGGAAACUCCCAUUACUGAACAGGAAGUGGAAGUAGCGCCUGCUWGCGCCGCCCCUUGCCCCGCCCCUUCCAGAACCCUACGGAGGAAGCUGGGCGAGUUCUUCACCCUUAAAAAGCGGAGGGCUGUGAAAUCAGAGGGAAGCCAAGAGGGGAAGGCCAAGAAGACCUCCAUCGCCGACCUAAUUCGGCCUCUUAGGGAGGCCACCAGAGCUGAAAAAGAUCAAGUGAAGGAGAAUGAAAAAGUGAAAGAGAAGGAGAGUGUGGAUGACAGCUUUGUGACAGGAGAUCCAGUGGAAGCAGAAACCCCUCCUGAUGGUCCCACUCCACUGAGGGGUGAGGCUCCACCCCGUCGUGCGCUAAGAGAGGGGAAGUCACAGUCUCUCAUUCUGCUCUCUGGAUCCGGAGCCAACGCUGGGAACACCAAGAACACUGCACAAGGGAAGUUUCAGAAACACUCGUCUGAUAGCCAUCAUGGCUUUGAGCAGCGCCUCCAGCUCAUGCUACAACGUAUUGGUGUGUCCAAAGCUCAGCCAGGAGAGACACAGAGUCAGGAGAGAGAGAUGAAAAAAGCUGAAUCAGAGGGCACUAUCAUCGAUAAUAAACCUGAGCCCCCACCCACAUUUAUGAAGCCCCGGACCAUGUCCACCUCAUCAGAUACGAGACGAGCAGUACGACAGAGUGUGUCCGCACAUGAGUCAGCUGGGAAACCUGCUCUGCCUCCUAAGCCAAUAAUUAAGCGAGGCCCAACCCCACCUCCCACUAUUUCCGGUCAUCUCACCCCUGAGAAUGACCUAGCCCAAAUACAGGAAGGAGAAGCGUGUUCCCCCACAGACCCCACCCCUAGUAUCACUGAUACCCCUACCAGUUCUAAACCUAUCCCCACUGACACCACUAUUCCCAUCACUGUCCCAGAUCCCACUAACUCUUCUAUUCCCACUGACACCAUCAUUCCCUCCCCUGUCCCAGAUCCCACUAACUCUUCUAUUCCCAUUGACACCAUCAUUCCCUCCCCUGUCCCAGAUCCCACUAACUCUUCUAUUCCCAUUGACACCAUCAUUCCCUCCCCUGUCCCAGAUCCCACUAACUAUUCUAUUCCCAUUGACACCAUCAUUCCCUCCCCUGUCCCAGAUCCCACUAACUAUUCUAUUCUCACUGACACCAUCAUUCCCUCCCCUGUCCCAGAUCCCACUAACUCUUCCAUCCCCGUUUCUACUACCGCUACUUCCUCUAAUUCAAUCCCCAAUGACAUCAUCCCCUCUACAAUGUCUGCACCUACCCCUAUCAAUACUACAGCCUCCACUCCCAACACCACCAACUUCAUCCCCAGUACUAAYCCUGCCACAACCACUACCAUUACCUCCAUUACAACUACAUCUGGCCCUAUGAAUAUUACAACUUCCACCCCCCCUACUGACAUGAACUUUGGCUCUAUCCCCACUAUUACCCCCACCCUAACUCCCACUGCCUCCACUGACUCCACCACCCCAACCACCUCUGCGUCGUCCAUCCCUAAUCUAGCCACAAUCACCAUUACAAGCAUUACUGCCCCAACACCUGUUAACCCUAAUACUGAUACCCAUACAUCAACAACCCCCACCACUAAUGCUUCUACCCCUACCCUUACUGAUACUACUGCCUCGACAACUCCAACACUAAAUACUCCCAUCUCCAUAAUUGCUUCUGCUGGCAACAACAUUUCUACUCCCACCCCCACUACCUCUCUGUGUCUCACCCCCACUAACUCUCUGUGUCCCACCCCCACUACCCUAAUUACUAAUUCAGUUACCCCACCUCCAUCUCCUGCUGCUACUAUAACAACCUCGACCCUUAAUUCUAUGAAUGGUGCUUCCACUCCUACCCAUAUCUCCAUAAACUCCACUGACUCCAACGCUACCCAAACCGGAACUCACAAUACCAGCGCAACUAACUCUGUCAACUUCACUUCUACCUCAAGCCCCACUAACUCUACUAGUCCUAUCCCUACUUGCUCUACCAGCUCAACUUCCACUAACUGUGCUGCUCACACUGCUACUAUCCCUAGCAGUCCGAUUCCAAUUAUCUCUACUAAUCACUCCCCCACUGUCACUUCUAUCCCCACUGCCACUCACUCAACUAACUCCAUCAAUAUUUCCUCCCCCACAUUCUCUUCUACUCACACCACUACUAACACUACUAGUCCCAUCCCAACUAACUCUACUAGCCUGACCACUACCCCCACCCCCAUUAMCUCUAGCCCCGUCACCACUAUCUCUACAGGCCGUUCUAAUAUCACCACUGCCACUAACUCUUCUGUCCUCAUCAGUAGCCCCAACCCCACUAACUCUACUACCAACACCCCCACUAACCCUUCAAAUCCCACCAACACCACUAAACCUACUAACUCUACUACACACACCACUAUCUCAAUCCCCACUAAUUAUGUUACUCAUAGUCCCACUAACUCUUCUACUCAUAGCCCCACUAACUCUUCCAGUCCAACCCCCACUAACUUUGCUAGACCUACACCAAUUAAUACUAUUCAACCAUCACCUGAGGAGAGAAUUAGCCUUAAUCCUGCAAUGGGACUGCUGUCCAUGACUAAGGGUACAAAUGACCUGAAUGCUGAGAGGGUAGAGAGGAACAAGGAGACAGAAGAGAAACGUAGCAAGGAAGAAGAUGUCAGGAGGGCCACAGAGAAAGAAAAAGAACAGAAAUCAUUGGCGCACAACAUAGGCAAAACCAUAAAAGAGGAGAAGGAGGAGGGUCUGCAGAAGGUGGAUGAGAUCAUGAGGCAGGGAGUAGAAGAGACCAAAUCAAAUGAAGAAAGAGAGUUGUGUAAAAAGGAUGGGGAUAAAAAGAGGGAAGGAGGGACCAAUGUGUCAGAUGAAAAAGAGUUCAAAACUAAGGAGGUGGUAGAGAGCAAGUCAAACAAGGGACCAACUACUGUGAUAGAGGCAGGGGAGACCACAGAAAAAUAAACAGGGGGACAGUCCAUGGGACUGAGUACAGGGACCACAUCACAGCAGAAAACCGCAGAGGGUGGAACAUCGAACCAAAAAACUGAGACCCCCUCUGUGUGACACAAAUGGACUGACCCAGCAACGUGUACUUUUUUUCUCAACCAUGUUUACAUUUGCAUUGCACGUAUUGUAUGAUUAUGUAAUACAUCAACUGUGGUGAAAUAUGUUUACAAUAGAUGGAUAUGAGACACAUAGUUACUUAUGAUAAUUAAAAUGAAUAUUCAUAAUGUCA
Molecule: messenger RNA, 3548 nt
Organism: Salvelinus sp. IW2-2015
Lineage: Eukaryota; Metazoa; Chordata; Actinopteri; Salmoniformes; Salmonidae
Product: mucin-2
Source: RefSeq, a predicted model, not a curated record